AUGAUUAUCUACCAUGACCUCAUCAGCCACGAUGAGAUAUUCUCCUACGUCUACAAGAUCCGUGAGAUUGCGGACGGGCAGUGCUGGGAGGUGGUGGGGAAAAUGGUCAGUAGGAUAGAAGGUAUCAUUGAUGACUCGCUCAUUGGUGGGAAUGUCUCUGCUGAAGGCCCCAAGGGCGAAGGUACCAAAAGCACAGUAAUCACUGCUGUCGAUAUUGUCAUGAACCAUCACCUGCAGGAAACAAGUUUCAUAAAAGAAGCCUACAAGAAGUACAACAAAGAUUAUAAGAAAUCAAUCAAAGGCAAACUUGAAGAACAGAGACCAGAAAGAGUAAAACUUUUUAUGACAGGGGCUGCAGAACAAAUCAAGCACAUCCCUGUUAAUUUAAAAAACUACGAGUUCUGUAUUGGUGAAAACAUGAAUUCAGAUGGCAUGGUUGCUCUACUGGACUACCGUGAGGAUGGUGUGACCCCACAUAUGAUUUUCUUUAGGGAUGGUUUGGAAAUGGAAAAAUGUUAACAAAUUUGGCAAUUAGUUUGGAUC
This is a messenger RNA of Chlorocebus sabaeus (green monkey), 543 nucleotides long. RefSeq names its product translationally-controlled tumor protein-like. Lineage: Eukaryota; Metazoa; Chordata; Mammalia; Primates; Cercopithecidae. Gene Ontology annotation, molecular function: calcium ion binding. Gene Ontology annotation, cellular component: cytoplasm. The record is from RefSeq and is a predicted model, not a curated record.